CAUCAUGGGUGAUAACGUGGUUGAAAAUUUUGAAACACUUAAAUUGAACGAGGAAAAGGCAUGAAUUUAUUUAUUAUUAUUAAAAAAUGUUGAAAGUUUUAAGUUUUACGCGUAUACAAGUGCCGGCGUUUAGACAAUCUGUUGCAACGUUGGCCAGAAUGAGUUACCAGAAAAAAGGGGAAAAAGGACAGAAGAAUGUUUGUGUAGAACCUCCAGAAUUUAUACAAGAACGUUUGAAUUUGUUUAUGAAGUUGAAACAGGAGGCAGAUGCUGAAUUGGCAAAUAAACCUCAAACUCCUAUUAAAGUUACAUUGCCUGAUGGAAAAGAAGUCGAAGCAACUGCAUUUAAAACCACUGCUUAUGAUGUUGCAAAAGGAAUUAGUCAGGGGUUGGCUGACAAUACUGUUAUAGCCAAAGUAAAUGGCGUUCUUUGGGAUUUGGAUAGACCCUUGGAAGAAAAUUGCAGUCUUGAGUUAUUGAAAUUUAAUGACACUGAAGCUCAAGCUGUUUUCUGGCAUUCCUCUGCUCACAUUUUGGGUGAAGCCAUGGAAAAGAUGUAUGGAGGUUGUUUGUGUUAUGGACCACCCAUUGAAUCUGGAUAUUAUUAUGACAUGUACUUAACUGAGAAAGGUAUUUCACAAGCAGAUUUUGGAGAUUUAGAGAGCAUCAUGAAAGACAUUGUCAAGGAGAAGCAAAACUUCGAACGACUAGAAGUCACUAAAGAAAAUUUGAUGGAGAUGUUCAAGACAAAUCCAUUCAAACUUCGCAUUCUUAAAGAAAAAGUUCAGACACCAACUACUACAGUAUACAGAUGUGGUCCCCUUGUGGAUCUUUGUAGAGGACCUCAUGUGCGACACACUGGAAAAAUAAAAGCAUUGAAAGUUACAAAAAGCUCAUCUACAUACUGGGAAGGUAAAGCUGAUGCAGAGACUCUGCAAAGAGUUUAUGGCAUCAGUUUCCCAGACAACAAACAAUUGAAAGAAUGGGAGAAAUUCCAAGAGGAGGCGGCCAAGAGAGAUCACAGAAAAAUUGGAAAGGAACAAGAGUUAUUCUUCUUCCAUGAACUUUCGCCCGGUUCUUGCUUCUUUCAACCACGCGGUGCACAUAUUUACAAUACACUUGUUGAAUUCAUUCGUAAAGAAUACAGGAAGAGGGGUUUUCAAGAGGUUGUCUCGCCAAAUAUCUACAAUGCCAAACUGUGGCAAACAUCUGGACAUUGGGCCCAUUAUGCUGACAACAUGUUCUCUUUUGAUGUAGAAAAAGAUAAGUUCGCGUUAAAACCAAUGAACUGCCCUGGCCAUUGUCUCAUCUUUGAUAACAGGAUUCGUUCGUGGAGAGAAUUGCCCCUAAGGCUUGCCGAUUUUGGCGUGCUCCAUCGUAACGAACUGUCGGGCGCCCUGACUGGUUUGACCAGAGUGCGCAGGUUCCAACAGGACGACGCACAUAUUUUCUGCGCACCUGAACAAAUUAAGAGCGAGAUGAAGGGAGCCUUGGAUUUCUUGAGACAUGUGUAUGGAAUCUUCGGUUUCACUUUCAACUUGGUGUUGUCCACCAGACCCGAAAAAUAUUUGGGUGAAUUGCAAGUGUGGGAUGAGGCAGAGAAAGCUUUAGCCGAGAGCUUGGACGAGUUCGGUGAUCCAUGGAAACUGAACCCUGGUGAUGGUGCGUUUUAUGGUCCCAAAAUUGACAUCACCAUUACUGAUGCGCUGAAAAGACAUCAUCAAUGCGCCACCAUUCAGUUAGAUUUCCAAUUACCAAUUAGAUUUAAUUUGUCUUAUGUUAGUGAAAAUGGCGAAAAGAAGAAGCCCGUAAUCAUUCACAGAGCUAUUUUGGGCUCAGUGGAAAGAAUGAUUGCCAUUCUUACUGAAUCCUAUGCCGGUAAAUGGCCAUUCUGGCUCUCUCCUAGGCAAGUUAUGGUCAUUCCUGUUGGUCCCAAAUACGACGACUAUGCAGUGGAUGUACAAAAGAAAUUAUAUGCUGCCGGAUUUAUGUCCGAGGUUGACACAGAUCCUGGUGACACCAUGAAUAAGAAAGUGAGAAAUGCCCAACUCUCACAAUUUAACUUCAUUUUAGUUGUGGGAGAGAAAGAGAAGACAAGCAACACUGUAAAUGUCCGUACGAGAGACAACAAAGUGCAUGGAGAAGUGGGAGUUGACGCACUAAUCGAAAAACUCAACAAUUUCCGGGAUAACUAUCUCAAAGGAGAAGAAAAUUUCUAGACAUUUUCCCAUUCCAAUUGCACUCACCUAUCAGUGUUGCUCGAGUAUUUUUUUAUUUAUUUAAUUUAUAAAUACGCAUUUUUGCUUAAUAAAGUAUGUAGAAAUA
This is a messenger RNA of Aethina tumida (small hive beetle), 2325 nucleotides long. RefSeq names its product threonine--tRNA ligase 1, cytoplasmic. Gene Ontology annotation, molecular function: ATP binding; threonine-tRNA ligase activity. The record is from RefSeq and is a predicted model, not a curated record. NCBI's taxonomy places the organism in Eukaryota, Metazoa, Arthropoda, Insecta, Coleoptera, Nitidulidae. Bases 87 to 2219 code for a protein of 710 amino acids. Gene Ontology annotation, biological process: threonyl-tRNA aminoacylation. The transcript has 8 exons. Gene Ontology annotation, cellular component: cytoplasm.